Molecule: messenger RNA, 704 nt
Organism: Drosophila rhopaloa
Lineage: Eukaryota; Metazoa; Arthropoda; Insecta; Diptera; Drosophilidae
Exons: 3
Coding region: 65-631 (188 amino acids)
Source: RefSeq, a predicted model, not a curated record
AAUUUCCUGAUGGCUAUAUAAAUAGAAUUCGCCCCUUUACAGUUCUCAGUUUAAUAUUGACGAAAUGUUUUUCACCUGCUCGUUCGUCGGAAUUUUGUUGGGAGUCCUGCUGAUUAAUGGGUGUAGAGCAGCGCGCAAAUGGGACUACGAACCCAUAUCGAUCAUAUCAGAAACCUCCGAUGACAGCCUUAUAAGUCUCAAAGUCAAGAUCGUUCGCAUUAGCCGCGGAGAAUUCGGAGUAUCAGCUGAAGUUGAGUGGAACUACGAUACGACGGACGAAACCAUGGUUUCGGCUGUCGUCUACCGAAGUUCAUCGGGAGAUGAGAGCGACUACAAGCUGCUUCCUUGGGCACUUCCCAAUCAACCCUUUUACGAUUACCUUAACACCUACUACAAGGAUGUGAUCAUGAAGAAUUUCGCCCCCUGUUCGAAUGUUCCCCAGUUCGAGGACAAGUUCGAACCGCCUUGGCCAAAGAAGACAUAUAAAGCCGAAUCAUGCGUGGUAAAUGGCGAUGGACUACCGGAAGUCGCACCGCCCGGAUUCUAUAAGAUCAUAUUUAAUUGCAGCGGACCAGAGCAGCCAUCAUGGAGCUUGGUUGGGAUUUUUAAACUAACAACCAAAAUUUUUUAAAACAAAUCUAUUUCGAUAUUGCAAAACCUUAUCGUUGUUACUAUGGUUGAUUAAAUCUUAAAGAAAAAGUAAA